AGGUGCAUACUAGAUAAAAAUAAAUUACAACUAUUUUAAACUUUGGGGCCCAUGCUUACGGCACUAAGCGAUUGAUAGCUCCUUGCAAGCUCACGUAGUUCACCCGAGACAUCGCGAGACUUCAAACGCCAUUGGCCUUUAUUGCGGAGCUUCGCACGCUUGGUGUAAAAUUCACCACAGCAAGCCGGACUGUCUGUAAAUUUUAGGACACAUGGCACUAUGACCACAGGUUAACAUUGGGGGACUUUGCUGAUCCCAGUGGAAAAAGAAAGAGCACCCAUUUGGAUAUUAUCAUCUUUCUGUAGCCCUUGCUUCUGCCCAUCACCCUUCCUGUUGGAAGUGGAACUUGUAUCCCGUCAAGUCACAGUUCUGUAGUUCUCGUUUCAUAUGCAGGCUCCCAAGAAAGCUAGGUUGGAGCCCUCCACUAUGUCUAUCCGUGGUCCAAUCCCAAAUGGUCCCAUGCACCCCCGUCCCUUGGUGGCCUUGCUUGAUGGACGUGACUGCGCCAUUGAAAUGCCCAUCUUGAAAGAUGUUGCUACUGUAGCUUUCUGCGAUGCUCAGUCCACGCAAGAGAUUCACGAAAAGGUUUUAAAUGAAGCUGUAGGUGCUUUAAUGUGGCACACGAUUACUUUAACCAAAGAAGAUCUAGACAAAUUCAAAAGUCUCAGAGUCAUCAUCAGAAUUGGCAGUGGCUAUGACAAUGUAGAUGUCAAAGCUGCUGGUGAAAUGGGUAUUGCUGUGUGUAACGUUCCUGGCUAUGGUGUAGAAGAAGUGGCUGACUCAACGAUGUGCCUCAUAUUGAAUCUAUAUCGCCGAACGUACUGGCUCGCCAACAUGGUUCGUGAGGGCAAAAAAGUUAAUGGACCAGAGCAACUAAGAGAUGCUGCCCAGGGCUCAGCAAGAAUCAGAGGAGACACAUUGGGUAUUGUUGGUCUUGGUCGAGUAGGUACAGCUGUCGCAAUAAGAGCAAAAGUCUUUGGUUUCAAUGUUAUUUUUUAUGAUCCAUAUCUAGCAGAUGGGCUAGAAAAAUCUUUAGGUAUUACUCGUGUAUACACACUGCAGGAGCUCCUUUUCCAAAGCGACUGUGUUUCAUUGCACUGUAACUUGAAUGAACACAAUCAUCAUCUUAUAAACGACUACACAAUCAAACAGAUGCGGCCAGGCGCCUUCCUCAUCAACACAGCUCGAGGUGGUCUUGUAGAUGAGCAUGCUUUGGCAGCUGCUGUCAAGGAUGGCAGAAUACGAGCUGCUGCCCUGGAUGUACAAGAAAACGAGCCUCUUGUAUAUGCUAACAGUCCAUUGAAAGAUUGUCCAAACCUUAUCUGCACGCCCCAUUCAGCUUUCUACAGUGAACAAAGUGUGACUGAAUUAAGAGAAAUGGCUGCAGGUGAAGUGCGAAGGGCAAUCCUGGGUCGUAUUCCUGACAACUUGCGAAACUGUGUGAAUAAAGAGUAUUUCACCCCAACCACCAGUUCUGUGCGCUAUCCUUUUCCCCCAGCAGGCCCGUUUGCUGACAGUAUAAAUGGUGCUGCGGGCUAUCCAGCAUUUAACCCGGCUGUCGCAGCUGUGGCCAUUCAUUCAACAACAGACCAUCCUGCCGUGUCUCAUGGAGGGGCCAUUCUGACCACCGCCCACACAGCUCCAGACUCUGGGAAUCAUGUGCCCAAGCCGGAAAACCCCAGCCCUGCCCAUUAAGGAGGGGCUUGGUGGUGGGGGGGAAAGGUUGAAGGCAGCAUGUACUCAUGAGCAGGAAGGGGUCUUGAGGCUCUGAUCUGUCUGAAUGAAAGGCCAGCGAGUGUGAGAAUUGUUUGUCUUUUUAAAAAAACAAAAACUUAAACAAAAAAUUGAUGCGUUCGGUGCUUUGAAAUGACAGGUACUUUUAAUCAAACUUGUAUUUCACGAUUACAUGGGGAUAACCAAAAAACCAACAAAAAACAAACAAAAACAAAACACGGGCCUUGACUGGAGGGUGUCUUGUUGCAACAAUGUUCAAAUAUUCCACAAAUCUUAGCGUGUAACUGGCUUCUAAUUAUGGUUGUGUUGGUUGCAAGUUGUCCACAUGUUCAUGAUGAAAAGCUCAUAUGUCUUUAGGUGUUCUUUCUGUUGUCUCUGCGUACAAAGCAAGGGAUCACAUGUAAGAAUGCAAAUUGAACAUCUUCAUGAAAUAAUUUCUGUCGUAUUAAGAUGUUUUAAAAUGUAGUGAGAGAGCAGUAGAUAUUUUUGUAUAUACUAUACAGCAAAUGUUUUCCUUUUUGAAAUAUGCAUAGUGUGUCUUUGUGUCUCUACAUUGGGGUGAAUAAGAGAAGACCUUUAUGUUUUUUCUUUUUUUCUUUUUUUUUAAUCAGUGAAUCAUUAUCGCACCUUUGAGCUUUGCUAUAUAAAAUUAGAGGUGCAAAAAGUUUUAUGAUUAAAACGUUAUCAUUUUAAAUAUGAAAAUCUUUUUUUUUCUCCAGUUUUAGGUUGAGUUUUGUUGAUUUUCUCUUGAGCAGAGGAGUCAGGUUUACCAAAAAAAUAAAAUUAUACAGAGACGAGUACGAAUUCAUCAGCAGGGCUGCUGCUGCUAGAAAUGAAUAGUGGCAGAGGGGCAGCAUUAUGUUGUCCAACUGUCUUGCUACCUGUCUUUUUUUAUUUCAAUCCACGAAACGUAAUAGCCAUGACAUGAUUUUGUUCUUGGCACAUGCUUAUUGAUGCAGAUGUGUCAGAAGUUCAUGUAAAGCUGAAACAGAAUGUUUUAUGGCCCUUGGAGAGGGCAAAUCUCAAAUAAUAAUUUUCACAACUUUGAACAGUUGUUAGUAUGAAAAUGUUAUCACUCAUCUUUUUAUUUUACUCACAAGUUCUUGUGAGAGGUUUCUGGACUUAAAGAAAAGUAUGCACAUGUGUUGAGUUGCAUGUUUAAAUUUAGUAUCCACUACAGCAUCAGCAGGAUGUUUGUUUACACCACUGGUGUGGGUUUUUUUGUGUCCAUUGUUGGGAAUUUAUCAUGUGUGCGUGCUUCUGUCCUUGAUGACUUGCAUCAGACAUACUGUUCAAAGGACACAUUACCAGGUCCACAUUAAAUGACGUUGAAUUUCAUGACCAUUGAAAGUUACGUUACUUUCUUGUGCUGGUGUUGUAUAUGUUCACAGAUGUCCUUAUUUGCAUGUAAUGUUUUGUAGCCUAGUACGGUGCGUUGUAUGGUUGGUCACUCUUCUUGCUUUUUCCCCCCAUGAAUUCAUGUCAUCUUUUUUUGUAUAAAGAAAUGCUAUGUCGUGCAUCCAUAUAAAAUAUUAAAUUGGUUACUAAUAGAUGCAUGUGCUCUGUUCACAUGGUCUUCAAUUUGUGUGCUAAAGAAUGUCUCUAUAGAUGUGCAAGUUCACAUUUGAAUGGAGGUGGACUUAUUUUCCAGAAAGUCUGUUCUGUUCUGAGAUUUCUGGUUCAUUCAUGUUACAUUCUGAGAUUUCUGGUUCACGUUCCAUCUUUGUCACUGCAAAACAUAAUCAUUUUGAUUUUUUUUUUAUGCUUUACGUGUCAAAAUAUGCUAGAGGGUUAAUGUUUUUUUCUGGCUAGCUACAUUCUUAAAGCAUAAUUUACUGAUGGCACAUAUUUGGGCGUUAUUUGAAAAUAUACAAAACACAGGGUUCAUUCUCAAAGGAUUUGGUGAUUGCCAAAGACUCAUUGAAGCACAAACUCUCAUCUCAGAAUGUUUGAAUGUUUGCUGAUACAACAAUGUCGCCUUCCCCCUUUUUUAAGUUCUGGUAUAAAAAUGUCAAUAAAACAAUAUACAUGUACAAUAUUUCAGGCAUCGUCUUUUUUUUUAAAACCAUCUAUCAUAUUCAAUAUUGUUGAUAAAUUGUAUAGAUUUGUUUACAAUAAGGUGUUGGCUUAUUGUAAAACUAUCAUAUUACUAUAAAGCAUAACGUUAUAUAUAUAUAUAUAUAAAUAUUAUAUAUAUAUAUAUUUUGUACGACUCCACGACUUUAUAUUUAACGAAAAAAAAUGGAACGUAUUAAUUGUUGUUUUUAUAUUUGUUGCAUAGGUUGGCAGAUUUGGUUUUCAUUAGUGUUGAAGUGAAUAUUAAACCCAGAUAGAAAGCAGUGACAAGUGUGCUGGAUCUUGUCUUUGAAAGUUGAAAGAGCAUAUAGAGGCUAAGUUUUUGCAGCUCUUUCAAGGACUAGCUACUAUCGGUGGACUCUGAACAGUAGCGUCAGUAUCACAAUACCCAAAAAAAUUAUAUGGACCUCAAGGUUUGGGCUUCGGUUCACAAUGUUAAUCAGGUUAUAGAUUUGUGAUGUUUGUCUUCUGAAAGAACAUUAUCACAGUUGAAAAGAGCCAGAAAAUCUGUUUAUUGUGGAAGUGUGUCUUGACAGAGCUUGGUCUUUAUUCUCCAUUUUGAUGGUCUUGAAGUUUCGCUAGGUUUUGCACUUGAUGAUACAACGCUUUGAAGUUUGUUUUCAUCUGAUGUGCACUGUCACAGUAAUGCCCUCGAAACGUAUAAUUCUUACGGUCAGGAAAGUUAUUUAUGAACUAUGAAAAUGGGGCAGAGCCGUUAAAGAUAGACAUGCUUCAUAGCAAGAAAUGUUUCAGUGUGGGUAAUUAAAAUUAUGGUUUGUUUUCUGUAUUAGAAAAUAAGCAUUGUACUGUUAGGGGGCUGAACUGGUGCUUUUACUCACACUAUACUGAAAGGCUUAGCCUUUCUGAAUGCGCUUAUGUUGCUGUCGGAUUUUCUUUGGGCUGCGUGAGAUUGGAGACAUGCUUACGUGUAUCAGUAUUGAUGGAACAUAAAUUGAGAUGUGAAAAUGAAUAGUACCAGUGAGGAUCCUCCUCAAGGAGUGAUAGGGAAAUUUUGUCCACUUGUGUCUCAUAUGGGAUGGGUGUACAGAAAGCUAGAAUAUUUGGUUGAUUUUGUAUUUUCUUAUUUUGUCCCAUGUCCGUCGUAUCCCAAACUGUUGCUCCAAGAAACAGCGAUUUCAUUACUUCGUUUCUUGUCACCAAUGUAUGCUCAUUAGUCAUAUUCAAAAUGCACUGAGAAUAUUAUAUUACUGAAUUCGUCCUAAAUGAUACAUGAAAAAAUUAGUGAGAUUGAGUUCUCACAACUUAAUACUGAGUUUUUGCGCAUCCAGAGUCGCACAUUUUGAACUACAAUACUUGAAGUACAUGUAGCAUGAUAUUGUUAAUGUCCUACUUGGUUUGAAAUGAUUAUAAUCUACUUCAUUUGUUGGCUUGAUGACGUAAUUGGACUCAAUCAUUUGUGUAUAUACACUGUGUACAUUAUCACUUAACACUUCUUAUCGUCCAUUUCUUGUUUUUAGAUUUGCUGUCAUGGUCAAAUUGGUAUUGACAAUGGUGAUGGAUAACUACAAAUUCUUAAAAAAUCCCCUCCCUCAUCACAUAUGUGCAUCAGUCCUCUUGUGCUGGCUGAGGUGCGGUGAACACUUGUUCAGCUAGUCACGGUUGCAUGCUGUCUAGAGCCAAAAGUCGGAUGACCAAUGGGGCCUCUAAUGUAAAGAAUAAACCUUCAUGUCUAAUGGAGUUAAAAUUGACUACAGUUUGACUUGUAUCAUUGGCCAUUGGUUGUCCUGUUAUAAGACCAUCAUUGUGUGUCCGAUUGCAGAGAUAGACGGCAUAUUGCUUUUCAGAAAGGAAUCAGGGUUCAAGUACUUUAGAAGUAUUGUAUGUGAAGGAUCUUCCAUCUGAUUUUUGUUAACCACCUUCAACCCCUGUGCUUGAAAUUUAGUGGUCUCAGUGGUCUCCCGUUUUUAUGUAAAACUGAACCGUGUCUGGCAGAAAUCGUUAAAAACUAAUGCGCAUGUUUUGCAGAUCUCAAAUUGAGUCCAGUUGAAUUAACGUCAAUCCUGAAGAAUUUUGGACAGCUGUGGGUAUUAUAUCUGUGUACGAAAUGGGCAAGUGUUUACCUUCAGUGACAUACAGCAUGUAACCAGUAGAGUUCCAUAAGCCAAAAAGAACCCCGCCCCCUCCCAUUCCCAAGCUCAUGUUGACUCCCUAUGCAUUUUCAUCAGGUUCUCCUCGUGUUAGUUUCCAGCUGUGUCAUUUCUCCCCUGAUUCUAUGCAGUUUUCUAACCCAAUGUCUAGUUUGCGUAUCACAAUUCCUGUUUAUUUUUCUCAUUUUAUGAAGACUCGUCCUUUUACGUCCGUGACUACAGAAAUGUUGAUGGUAGUCCCUCAAGUUUUUUGGACUGUCAGUGAAGUAACACAGGAAGAGUACCAAUUUUAAAAAAAAGAUGGGUUUUAUAAUUCUGUUGAAAUUUACGUCCCAGAUGAGCAAAAACAGACCAACCCAGACCAAUACAAAGGUGUACUUGUAGUUUUAGUGGUAGUUGUCUCAUGACUUUCCUGGUGUUAAUUAUAUCGUGCAUUGUCUUACCAUAUGAGGUCCUGCUAACCCUGCUCUAUAACUGUAAUAACAGAAGUCUGCCAAGUGACUGGAUAGGAAACCAAGUGAAAUGCCCUGCUCAUGUGUAUUAUUGUACGUUUUUUUUAGUUGUCAUAUACUUGUUUUUUCUUCACUUACUCAGUGUCGGUUAAUUUUUUUUUUUUUUAAUUGAAAAACCUCUCUUCUCCAUUUGUAUAUGUAGCACUGUAGUGACAUAUUUGUCCUUUUUUUUUUUUUGGUUUUUUUUUUUUUGGUCAUCUUGAUUCUCUGAUCGUGCGUUGUUGGGCUGGUAGAGCACAGCGGGUGGAGGCCUGUGUGUUGCGAAGCAUGAGAGGGCGACACCGUUUGUUUUGUGCUGCGGCUUGCCGACAAUAAUGGUCAUCUCAUUAAUCAUCUCCAAUAAAUAUCAUGAUGUCUUUUGUGUGGGAGAAGUAAGAGUACUGCUCGUCUUCUUCCACAAGAACUUGUUAAUAAUAAACUAAAUGACUUUUU
This is a messenger RNA of Aplysia californica (California sea hare), 6862 nucleotides long. RefSeq names its product C-terminal-binding protein. Gene Ontology annotation, molecular function: NAD binding; transcription corepressor activity; oxidoreductase activity, acting on the CH-OH group of donors, NAD or NADP as acceptor. NCBI's taxonomy places the organism in Eukaryota, Metazoa, Mollusca, Gastropoda, Aplysiida, Aplysiidae. The coding region runs from base 388 to 1695 and encodes 435 amino acids. The record is from RefSeq and is a predicted model, not a curated record. The transcript has 11 exons.